Diceros bicornis minor is the source of this 3282-nucleotide messenger RNA. RefSeq names its product pyroglutamylated RFamide peptide receptor (gene QRFPR). Gene Ontology annotation, molecular function: peptide binding; neuropeptide Y receptor activity. The transcript is spliced from 6 exons. Lineage: Eukaryota; Metazoa; Chordata; Mammalia; Perissodactyla; Rhinocerotidae. Gene Ontology annotation, cellular component: membrane. Bases 340 to 1635 code for a protein of 431 amino acids. Gene Ontology annotation, biological process: G protein-coupled receptor signaling pathway. The record is from RefSeq and is a predicted model, not a curated record.
CGGUGCCGCGGCGUUCCGGACGGCUGCAGUGCUCGGCCUUAGAGAAGUGCCAGAGAAGAACUUUCUUUGCACCGCGAACAUUUUUGGUCAGUGGGAUAGUCUCCCGUGCUUCGGCUUCCCGCUUCUUGAUUGUAGGUUUGAUCCCCUUGCUGCCCUCCUUCUCCCGAACCUCCCGGGGUGCAGCCGGGAGUCCUCCGGCGCACCCGAGUCUGGAGCAGAGGCUGUCCCGGCCUCCGAGGGAGGGAGGCGGCCGCCGGCCCGGUCCCCUCGCAGCCCGCGCCCCGGGCGGUGGACGCGGGGCGGUAGCGGGCGGUGCCUGGCGCUCGGGGCGCGCGCGGCAUGCAGUCGCUGAACAUCACCCCGGAGCAGUUCUCCCGGCUGCUGCGGGACCACAACCUGACGCGGGAGCAGUUCAUCGCGCUGUACCGGCUGCGGCCGCUCGUCUACACCCCCGAACUGCCUGGGCGCGCCAAGCUGGCCUUCGUGCUCACCGGCGUGCUCAUCUUCGCCCUGGCGCUCUUUGGCAACGCGCUGGUGGUCUACGUGGUGACCCGCAGCAAGGCCAUGCGCACCGUCACCAACAUCUUCAUCUGCUCCUUGGCGCUCAGCGACCUGCUCAUCGCCUUCUUCUGCAUCCCGGUCACUAUGCUCCAGAACAUCUCCGACAACUGGCUGGGGGGUGCCUUCAUUUGCAAGAUGGUGCCAUUCGUCCAGUCUACAGCCGUCGUGACAGAAAUUCUCACUAUGACCUGCAUUGCUGUGGAAAGACACCAGGGCCUUGUGCAUCCUUUCAAAAUGAAGUGGCAGUACACCAACCGAAGGGCUUUCACAAUGCUGGGUGUGGUCUGGCUGGUGGCAAUCAUCGUAGGAUCACCCAUGUGGCACGUGCAACGACUUGAGAUUAAGUAUGACUUCUUAUAUGAAAAAGAACACGUCUGCUGCUUGGAAGAGUGGACCAGCCCUGUGCACCAGAAAAUCUACACCACCUUCAUCCUUGUCAUCCUCUUCCUCCUGCCUCUUAUGGUGAUGCUUAUCCUGUACAGUAAAAUCGGUUAUGAGCUCUGGAUAAAGAAAAAAGUGGGAGAUGGCUCGGUGCUUCGAACUAUUCAUGGAAAAGAAAUGUCAAAAAUAGCCAGGAAGAAAAAGCGAGCUGUCAUUAUGAUGGUGACAGUGGUGGCUCUCUUUGCUGUGUGCUGGGCACCUUUCCACGUCGUUCACAUGAUGAUUGAAUACAGCAAUUUUGAAAAAGAGUACAAUGAUGUCACAAUCAAGAUGAUUUUUGCUAUAGUGCAAAUAAUUGGAUUCUCCAAUUCCAUCUGUAAUCCCAUUGUUUAUGCAUUUAUGAAUGAAAACUUCAAAAAAAAUUUUUUAUCUGCAGUUUGUUAUUGCAUAGUAAAAGAAACCUUAUCUCCAGCACGAAGACAUGGAAAUUCAGGAAUUACAAUGAUGCAGAAGAAAGCAGUGUUUUCCCGGAGAGAGAACCCAGUAGAGGAGACCAAGGGAGAAGCAUUCAGUGAUGGCAACAUUGAAGUCAAAUUGUGUGAACAACCAGAGGAGAAAAAACAUCUCAAACAACCUCUUACCUUGUUUAAUUCUGAACUUUCUGAAAAUUCUGCUGUAGGCUGUGGGCAUUAAUUAGAACAUUGUCUUCAUAAUUAAUGCCACUAAUAUCUUAAUCUGAAGAGAAAAUUAUUUUGAGCAAAAGUCAAAGACUUUUUUAUUCUUAGAAUGAUGAAAAGAGGGAAACUUAAAUCAUUUUUCCAUAAAAAAAUGACAUUAUAUGUGAAAACAGAAUUUUGAAAAAUUAGCAAACCAUCCUUGUAGAUUAUAAAAGUGAAUUUUAAAAAAAUCUUGUGCAUAAAUAAAUGUUCUUGGCUAGUCAUUUUUCCCCCAUGCAGUCAAUGGAAUGUGACUUUCUAUGUCUUGCUAAAUUGAAUCAGAAAAUAACUUAAGAAUUAUAUCUUUCUUCUGGAAUAAGUAUAAUAGUUGAACACUAUAGUGUAAUUUUUAGUACACUGUUGAAGCUUGGUGAUACAGUCUCUUGCAAAUGAGGUCUGUCCAAUAAUCAUAAAGUCGAAGAGGAUGGAGAAGCAGCAAAAUAACAGAUGAGAUGAGAUUAAGAGGCAGAGAGAUGCCUGGGUUUGAGCUCCUGAUAGCCCAGCCAGUUACCAUUGCUGUGAUGACUGGCAAGUCAUUUAACCUCUUUAAGCCGCCAUUCCUUCCUGUGUAACCUGGGGGGUUCCUCCUCUUUUUCACAGAGUCAUUGCCAGAACAAGAUGAGACAUGAGCAGGAGAGCACUGCGUUCUCUCAAGCACCCUCCAGUUCUGAAGCAUUAUAGUAGCUCCUUGUGACUCAGGCCUCCCCUUUCUGCUCCCUUUUCCUUUCUGAGACUUGCCCUCAACCCUGCCAACCUUUCCACUGGUGCCUAUUUUGGAACUGGUUUCUCUAAUCAAAAGAAGAAAGUUUCUGGGAUCCCCAUUUAUAGGUUGACUGUAAUGUAUUUAGACCAAUCUAACUAUCUCAAGUAUUUAUAUUUUUAAGCCCUUUAUUUUCACUAGAGGGAUGACAGACUUUUUGUCAUGUAAAAGGGCUUCUAGGUGCAGUUAGACGAGAAAGAGAAUCUACUCCAAACCCGUGAAGUUUUACUGUGCCUAAGACUGACCUCCAGGAGAGCUGGGUCAGGAGAAACACUAGAGUUCCCCACCCAUAUUCCUUACCUAAAUCUCCCUUAAACUCAACUCUCUCUUCAGUCUUCUGCUCCUACUCCCAAAUGUCAUGGAUGCAGAGGCCACCAUCCUAGUGCCCUGUCACUUCCCUUUCAACAUCUGAGAUUCCCAAAAGUCAGAUCACAGCCUCAUGGCCAAAGUGUUUCUUCUGGCUCCAGUUUUCCAGCACUUGUUUUCCAGCCAGGUAAUAGAAAGGAAGAGAAACUGAAGAACUCGCAGUGUAUUCCACUUGUAAAGCUUUCAAGUUUGGGAACCAGAGAACUGGGGCCAUUUCAAGAUACAGACAUUUAAUUUUAUUUGUGUGUUAAUGUAAGCACAAUAUGUAAUGUAAGUUAAUGUAAUGUAAAGAUGAAACUGUGUGGUAUUAGCAAAAAACAUCAAUAUGACACAGGAAAGUUAACAAAGUCAAGAAAGGAGAAGUCUCUGAUGAUUUGGUUUGUGUUGAAACAGACUCACUAUGGAUUGGUUUUGUACACUGUCCUCCUGUAAUGCCUGGUUACCCUGUAGCAAAACAAUGAUUAUCAUUAAUCAUUAAACCAUUAAAAAUGAAUCAGA